GCCUCCGCCCGCCGAGAGGAGGCGCCCGCCGUCCUCGAGGAGGCCGCCGCCGGGGCGUCGGCCCCGGAGCCCGCCGCCGAGGCGGAGGCCUGCCACACCGCCGUCGAGGGCGAGGACUGCUACGAGGAGGUGACCUACUCGAGGCAGACCGGCGUGCUGAAGCACCCGGACCGGUACGGCGGCCUGACCGUGGACUCGCCUUUCGAGGCCUUCCAGCGCCACGUGCACGCCCUCUCCAAGGUGUGCCCCGCGCCCUGCGAGCCUGCGGGGGACUCCAGCGCCCAGCCCGCCGCCACGGAGCCGCAGAGCGCCGUCGCCGACGCGGCGCCCGCCGAGGAGCAGUCGCCCGCCGAAGCGGCCGCCUCCGAGGACCCGCUAGAGGACCCUGCGGCCGCGGAGCAGGCGCCCGCCGCGGAGCAGGGCGCCGCGGCGCCCGCCGCCGGGGAGCAGGGCUGCCACACCGCCGUCCAGGGCGACGCGUGCUACGACGAGGUGAUGUACUCGAAGCAGACGGGCGUGGUGAAGCACCCAGACAAGUACUCCGCGGCGCGCA
This is a messenger RNA of Prorocentrum cordatum, 553 nucleotides long. The record is from the annotation of a GenBank genome assembly. Lineage: Eukaryota; Dinophyceae; Prorocentrales; Prorocentraceae.